AUGGCCUUGGAUCCCCGUUUCUACAAUCACCUUGGCCAUGGCACCGGUCCUAGCUCGCAGUCCUCGAUUACGUCCGCAGGCUCCGCCAUCACCGGGAUAACAAGUCCGUCUAUCCGCUCCACCAAUGCCUCAUCUGCGGCUUUGCGGUCCACGGCAUCUAGCCCUUCCCUGCGCGCCAAGCAGGGCGUGGUCAUGUCCCCGAGUCGCAUCGAGGGGGUGGCUAGUCCGUCGCCUGGAGGAAAUGUGCGCGUGGUGGUGCGGGUGCGGAAUUUCUUGCCGAGAGAAGUCGACCGCAAUGCCGAGUGUCUGAUCACCAUGGACCCGAACACACAAAUGACGAAACUAAGAGCGCCGCGCAUUAACCCGCAGGACGAAGGGAAGCCGAAAUCGCAAGCGCGAGGGAAGGUCCUGGAGGACAAGUCGUUCAUAUUCGACAACUCGUUCUGGUCGCAUGACACAGAUGACGAGCACUACGCCUACCAGGAGGAUGUGUACAAUUGUCUCGGAGAGGAAUUUCUCGACCACAACUUUGAGGGUUACCACACUUGCAUCUUCGCCUACGGUCAAACAGGUUCCGGAAAGAGUUACACGAUGAUGGGGACCCCGGAUCAACCGGGGCUCAUCCCGCGAACCUGCGAGGACCUGUUUCAGCGCAUUGAGGGCGCACAAACGGCCGAUAUGAGUUUCAACGUUCGCGUGUCCUACUUCGAGGUUUACAACGAGCAUGUGCGCGACCUGCUAGUCCCACGAACGGACCCUCCGCAUUAUCUUCGGAUUCGCGAGUCGCCGUCUGAGGGGCCCUACAUCAAAGAUCUUAACGAAGUGUCGGUGCGCAACUUUGCAGAACUCAUGAAAUUCAUGCGCAAGGGGGACGUGUCGCGGACUGUUGCAAGCACCAAGAUGAACGACACUUCCUCGCGUUCCCAUGCCGUCUUUACAAUCACUCUGAAGCAGAUCCACCAUGACCUGUCCACCGACGAGACCACCGAGCGUACAGCGCGUAUUCGACUCGUUGAUCUGGCGGGCUCUGAACGCGCCAAGUCCACCGAAGCCACCGGCCAGCGAUUGCGCGAGGGGUCUAACAUUAACAAAUCACUAACGACGCUAGGCCGGGUCAUUGCAGCGCUGGCAGAUCCCAAAGCAGGCCGCCCAGGGAAACGUAAAGCAAAAGAUGUGGUGCCAUAUCGGGAUUCUAUACUUACCUGGUUGCUGAAAGACAGCUUGGGAGGUAACUCGAAAACGGCCAUGAUUGCCUGUAUCUCGCCGUCAGAUUACGAAGAAACUUUGUCGACCCUGCGGUAUGCAGACCAGGCCAAGCACAUCCGCACGCGGGCUCGAGUAAACCAGGAUCAUCUCUCUGCGGCGGAACGAGACAAACAGAUCGCAGAGAUGGCAGAGACAAUCCGCACGCUCCAACUCAGUGUCAGCCUUGCCACGGCCAACAAACGGGAGACUGACAUGCAAAAUGAGAAAUUGGAAGAUUACCAGCAGAAAGUGGAGAAACUCCAGCGAAUGCAGGAGGAGACAAAGAUGGUCAGUGAGAGCAAGAUUAAACAAUUACAGACUGAGAACGAAGCGCUCCGCAACCAUCUCAAACUCGCACUCGAUAGCUUAAAGAACCCAAUCCCUCCGGUGACCCUCGAGAAACGCAGCAGCAGCUUAAGCACUGUAAGCGAAAACGACAGCUGCUUGGCCUCGCGAGAUAAGGAAAAUCGUCCCGGAUCACCCACAUCAGACGUGGAGACUGAGCCAGAUCUUGUCUGGGAGGAUGACGAGGAUACCAUCCAUAUCAAUGACAACCACCUCGAAGCCCAAGACAUGCAGUCCAAUAUGGAAGAUCUCCUCAUGGACCUCAGUCUUUUCAAACGCAAGCUGGCGUCCGACCAUGAACGCUUCCGAGCGAUCCAGGGACAUCCGAGUCGCAAACGCCGACGAGCUCUGGGCGACAUCUGGACCAAUAACCGAUAG
Molecule: messenger RNA, 1968 nt
Organism: Aspergillus affinis
Lineage: Eukaryota; Fungi; Ascomycota; Eurotiomycetes; Eurotiales; Aspergillaceae
Product: kinesin-3 family protein uncB
Exons: 2
Coding region: 1-1968 (655 amino acids)
Biological process (GO): mitotic spindle organization; microtubule-based movement
Molecular function (GO): ATP binding; microtubule binding; microtubule motor activity
Source: RefSeq, a predicted model, not a curated record